AUGAUUUUCAAUCCAAAAAUUCUCAAUCCUGUAUUAUGGAUUGAUCCUCUUAUCUCACCUGGUGAAAUAUGUCACAAGUGGAAGCCUCCUGUGCCAGGUAGCUUUAAACUGAAUACAGAUGGGGCUGUGAAAGAAAGCCCCGGACCAGGAGGCCUUGGAGGUGUUAUCAGAACCAUAGAGGUGACUCGAUCAUUGGCUUUUAUCAGCAAAGAGGCCCAUGAUAACUCAAUCCUGGCAAGGUUAUUAAUGGAGAAGCUGGGAGCAGCGAUGCCAACAGACAUAUUUCGGGAGCAGAAUAAAGUGUCAGACAAGCUUAGCAAGGAAGGUCUCUAGUGCAGUGCUUUCAGAGAUCCAACCUUUUUGAUAGUUCCUCCAAUGUUAGAAAAUACAAUGGCGGAAGAACACGAAAUUGAAGAAGGAGAAAUUUAUGAUGAUUCUCACAUUGAUUUAUUGAAAAUUCAAAAGGAAGAAAACGAAGUUGAAGGAGAAAUAUAUGAUGAUUCUCAUAUAGACAUUGAUGCUAAGAUUCAAACUGUUUCAUGCGAUUAUAUGAAAGAUUUUGAAGGAGCUGUUUCUGCUGAGAAUUUGGGGCCAAAAUUUGGUGUUAAUGGUUCGUUUUGGCGAGUGAUCAACUUGUAAUUCAACCACAAAUAUCUCAAAAAAUCCCUACCCCUCUUUCUUCUCACAAUCCCAUUAGGAUUAGGAUUAAGUUUAGUUCUUCUGAUAAUACUGCUGCUCCGAAGACUAGUGAUUUACACACUGCUGCUGAGAAGACACACGGCCCAGAGCUGACUACUGGGGAUAUGCCACAAGUUGUUCCUUUCAUUAUACAAGGAGAUUCGAUUCGCUGUUGUACAUGUCGGAAGUGGAGGCUUCUGCCAUAUGGCAUAAAACCCCAUCAAUUGACUCAGAGUUGGGCUCUGUACUAUGUUAGACUGGCUUCCUGGCAUGAACUGUUGUAACAUUAGUGAGGACCAUACAACGAAGGCUCUACAUUUCCUGUACCAAAGUCUCAUUCAAAGUAACUUCCAAAAUCGUGGUGCUAAGGGUUCGGUUGAUGUAAAAGCAUAUAACGGAAGGGAAGUUUCAGUAAAGAAAAGAAAAUCAAGGGAACAAGACUAUUUAGGUAAUAAAUUGGGUGAAAGUGAUGCCAAUGCUUUUGAGAGGAAAUUCAGAAAACAGAAGAAGUCUAAGGUGAUUCAGACCGAAGAAAAAAAAUCCAGUAGAAGCAAGGGUGAAGGGAAAUCGAGAAGGAGAGAUACAGGAUUCAAAGAUUCUGCUCAUAUAGAGAGAGAACACAAGACGAACAAGUAUAGAGUAAGCAUCAGUCUCAAGCAGAAUCUGGCAUGAUCCGCAAACCAGUUUACAAGAAGGCCAUUGGAUAUGAGAAGGUUGCGAGGCCCUACAUUGCAAUUUCAUAGAGGAAUUACUGUAUUAGCAGUCAUGGGUUCUUUUUUCUUGUUUUCUGUUAAAUUUGUUUAUAUGUUGAUAGUAUAUGAAAAAUAAGCAACUGAUUCUGCUUCGCAAGUUUACUUUAUGUACUUUGGAGGUUACUUGAAGGCUUCUAAUCCCAAUUGUAUACCCUUAGCUACUAUAUUAAUUAAAUAUCCAACUUCUAGGAACCUUUGUUUUGAGGAUAAUUAUCUCGUAAUAUUCUUUAACUGUCUAACAGUCUAAGAGGUCUUAAGUGGACGAAGUACGUACUAGUAAUCAAAGAAGACAAAUUAGAGAAAAAAAAUUGCCUCGAGAACAAUAUGAAGAGAAAACCUAAGAAUGGUGUUUUGUAUGCUUUAGUGCGAUGAACAAAUUGAUAAAUCCUUAGUUGUGUAUCAUAACUAUCUAUUGGCAGGUACUUUGCAGCUUGACACAUCCUAGUCAUGAUUCUGUAGGUAGCA
Solanum pennellii is the source of this 1895-nucleotide messenger RNA. RefSeq lists its product as uncharacterized. The transcript has 3 exons. The coding region runs from base 1 to 333 and encodes 110 amino acids. Lineage: Eukaryota; Viridiplantae; Streptophyta; Magnoliopsida; Solanales; Solanaceae. The record is from RefSeq and is a predicted model, not a curated record.